ACGCAAGGUCCUGCAUUAAUUUAGAGGGUUGUUCUACAUAGUCAACCUAUUCGUGGUGAUGAAUAUUCGAGUGUUGAUGAGACAGAGGAAGGCUAUCUAGAUUGUAUACAUAUAGUCAUAUUACAAAUUCUGAUUCACCUACGUCGUACAUCUAAGUCACGUGUGUCCUGUGUUUGCUCUUCAGUAGAAAUAGACAAUAUCAGGUUCAUAAGAGAUUGAUCAAAAUAAAAGGGAGUCGGGAACUAACGCCCCUCCAGAAAAAGGUCUCAGGCAUCCUUGGAAAUACUACUAUUGAUGAAAAUUGAAGGUGGAAUUGAAACCCUCGAGGAAAAGCCCGGCUCAGGGGGUUCAGGCGCCGAUGAUGCAGUUCAAUCGGGUAAUUAAAAUUAUAGCAUGUGAAAUAAUAUAAAAUCAUUAUACAAGAAUAUUCAUUAAAAUAUCAAUAAAUAAAACCUUAACAUGACUAUUAUAUGCAGUAUUACUAUCUGCCAGUCUGUAUAAAUUGGAUUUCUUUUUGUGCAAUGCUUAGUCUGGAAAAGCGUGAAUUUUUUUAGUCUGAGAAAAGCGUGAAAUUUCUUUCUCCAUUGACUGUCGACCAGCAAUGACGCCUCGUCACCAUGAAAUUAGUAUGCAUAUAAAGAAAGACUUGUUACAGUUAAGGAAGAAAAACUUUCACUACAAAAACAGAGACUACUGGACAUCGAGUGACAACAGGUUCGGAUAGAGCAGUAAAGCAUUGCCAAUGAGCAACAGAGGUGCCAAAUGCACCUUGCGCAGACAUGUUACAAAAAGGAAAGACCACGUGUCGCCGGAUUCCAAAAUGCAAACACCGAAAGGAAGUUUUACAGACACCUGUCUGGAAGAUGUUAAUGAACCCCCCAACCACAGAGACUCUUCGAAGAGUCCUAAUCCACAAAACCACUCUCCAGGACCGGAUCCGCCCAUUGGUCACUGUCCCCACAAAGUUAUUCACGUGAAAGAGGCUGGAGAUAAGCUGGAUACCAUACAUAUGGCUCCGUCUAUGGUGGUCAAGUCCGAUGAGGAAAAUUGUAUCAAAGAAUGCCAAAAAGGUUGUAUCGUUUCAAGGGAGGAUUUGAUGAGGAUCAAAAGACACUAAUAAACUGCCACAGAAAACUUGCUGUGUUGAAAACACUCCAUAUCAGUAAAUACACGUGCAUAAUGGCAAUGUGUAACACAAUUUUAAUCUAACUAAAUUACACUGAUGAAAAUAAAGCAUAACUGUUUUACAGCAAUA
Messenger RNA from Ostrea edulis (European flat oyster), 1255 nucleotides. RefSeq lists its product as uncharacterized. NCBI's taxonomy places the organism in Eukaryota, Metazoa, Mollusca, Bivalvia, Ostreida, Ostreidae. The transcript has 6 exons. Bases 743 to 1117 code for a protein of 124 amino acids. The record is from RefSeq and is a predicted model, not a curated record.